Aspergillus mulundensis is the source of this 900-nucleotide messenger RNA. Its product is annotated as DUF3431 domain-containing protein. The coding region runs from base 1 to 900 and encodes 299 amino acids. The record is from RefSeq and is a predicted model, not a curated record. NCBI's taxonomy places the organism in Eukaryota, Fungi, Ascomycota, Eurotiomycetes, Eurotiales, Aspergillaceae. The transcript has 2 exons.
AUGAAGAGCGGUUAUCGCAUUGUUCUCUACUGGGCACUACUCCUCUUCAUUCCCCUAUACCUGCUAGAAGCCCAUCUCGCAGACCUUGCCAACCAGUACCACGCAGGCGCCUAUCUAAUCGACUGGCUGAGCAGCAGCAACCCUCAAAGCAAAUGGGCCGCUUACACAGGAAACACCACAGACAAAAUCAUCGUCAUGGCAAGGCUGGAAGAGGAAUCCGUAAGCUGGGUCCACGAGGAACUUCCAGGCUGGCAACGAGCAAUCUACACAGUCAACCCCUCACCAAGCACAACCGCCGAUAAGCACCGUCUCAAAACACCCCUCAACAAAGGCCACGAGUCAAUGGCGUACCUCACCUACCUAAUAGACCACUACAACGACCUCCCCUCCACAAUCGCCUUCAUCCACUCGCACCGCUCCGGCUUCCUCUCAGCCUGGCACGUCGACGCCCCAUUACACGACAACGUCGCCGCCCUGCGCUCCCUCCAACUCGACUUCGUGCAACAAAACGGCUACGUAAAUCUCCGCUGUAAUCCGAACCCCGGGUGCACGCAGAAACACGGAUACACGCACAAUCCGCACGUCACGGAUGCCGUCUGGACCGACAUAUUCGAGGGCACGAGCACGCCGCCGCUGAAUUCAACAGAAGCCAGCGCAGAUGAACGCGGAUCAGACCCUUUACGCAUCCAGGCUGAACCAAGGGCCCUCAAGAUACCGGCCCAAGUGGCAGCAGCAUGCUGCGCGCAGUUCGCGGUGUCCCGGGCCCAAGUCCUCCAGCGCCCUCGCGAGGAUUACAUCAAGAUCCGGCAGUGGGUUAUUGAUACGGAGCGGAGCGAUGCGUCUAGUGGUCGGGUCAUGGAGUAUCUGUGGCAUGUGAUUUUCGGCAAGGAGUCCGUGUAG